Messenger RNA from Pelobates cultripes (western spadefoot toad), 201 nucleotides. The record is from the annotation of a GenBank genome assembly. NCBI's taxonomy places the organism in Eukaryota, Metazoa, Chordata, Amphibia, Anura, Pelobatidae.
AUGCCACGGAGCAGUUAUACCGCACGCGGAAGCGUGGGCCGGGUGGGGGGUGGAAGCAGAGGAUCUCGCUCGGCGGACGGAGCCGGCGGGCGGGAUCCAACACAUGGGACCGCUGGAGUCUUACUCCGGGGUCCUGGCGGUCGGCAACGGAAAGCGGUCGGAGGACCGCUUUCCGGCAGCCGCAAAACGGACGAAAAGUGA